AUGACCAAAGCCAUCAUUCAUCGAUGCGUUCCGUGCGCUCGCGAAAAGGCAGCUGUUCCGUCACAGUUAAUGGGAAAUCUUCCCGCGAUCCGAGUCACAAAACCAGAGCGCAGCUUCCUGCAUUGUGGCGUUGAUUAUGCCGGUCCGAUCCAAAUUCGCACAAGUAGCGGUCGCGGAAUCAAGACUCAAAAGGCAUAUAUCGCCUUAUUCAUUUGCCUUAAUUCACGAGCGAUUCAUCUUGAGCUCGUUAGUAAUUACUCGACCGACGCAUUUCUCGAUGCGUAUUUACGAUUCUGCUCUCGGAGAGGAUUACCGGAGUCAAUGUAUUCCGAUAACGGAACUACAUUCUUAGGCGCUGACAGAGAGCUCGCGUCCGCAUAUCGGGCCGCUCUCACCGAGAGCAAUUUUCAAAAUAAAAUCGCGACUGACAGUGUAAGCUGGAAUUUUAUUCCCCCAUCUGCGCCGCAUUUCGGCGGACUGUGGGAGGCUGGUGUAAAAAGUGUGAAACAUCAUCUCCGCCGCCUAGUCAAAAACGAGACGCUCACAUUCGAGGAAUUCACGACGCUUCUUUGUCGAAUAGAGGCGUGCUUGAAUUCGCGACCUAUUGCGCCGCUAAGCGACCAUCUCGACGAUUACGAACCCUUGACUCCGGGCCAUUUCCUAAUCGGUUCUGCUAUCACAACGACUCCUGAACCAUCGUUGCUCAAUCUGAAGGAAAGUCGGUUGUCACGAUGGCAACGCGUGCGAUUAAUGACCGAAAAAUUCUGGAAACUCUGGCAAAACGAAUAUGUCAACACACUCCAGCAACGAGUCAAAUGGAAGCGCAAACAAGAAAUAAUAAAGGUCGGUCAGAUGGUUCUCUUGCGCAAGCCAGAUUUGCCUCCCUGCAAAUGGGAGCUCGGGCGCAUUACGCAAUUACACUCUGGUUCAGAUGCAUUACCUCGCGUCGUGUCAAUAAAAACAGCGUCGUCCGAAUUCAAGCGCCCAAUCACAAAAUUAUGUUUAUUACCUCUCGAUAGCGAGCCAACGAACACUCCAUCGGUGUAA
Molecule: messenger RNA, 1047 nt
Organism: Linepithema humile (Argentine ant)
Lineage: Eukaryota; Metazoa; Arthropoda; Insecta; Hymenoptera; Formicidae
Source: RefSeq, a predicted model, not a curated record